UCAAAUGUGCAUUGGCUAAAGCCCAAAUGCACAGAAGCAACCUAAUUGCACGGUAUGACAGCAUAUAGUUGUGCAUGAUGCUGAAGUAAAAUACUUUGUUCCCUCAAAAUCCCAGUUUUUUGGCAAGAUCGUUAAUACCCGCUCCCCCACCGAAAAAAAAAAACGCCGAUGACCAGAUUAAUUCCUUUCUUCAUGCCCAGGUCUACCCAUAAGUGAUCAUCUGGGAUUUGUAUUUUGAUCUUUCUUGGAUUAAGCAUUUUACAAACUUCUGCUUCUUCUUUAGGAUCUGAGCCUACUGUUUUCUGGUGGGACAGCAGCUUAAUCUCAGAGAGGAGGGGCGUUGGUCUUAUUUUGAGGAUUCCUUAACUUCUAAUAAAGAAGUUAUGGCUAACACAAACAUACCAGCUUCAGUGGUGCCCUCUGAUUCAUCUGAACAGAGGGGAAUAACUACAGCAGAAUCAAACACCCUUGCAGUUCAACCUCCUUUAGAUCAGCAAAACCGAAGCUCUUUAGAUGGUCCUGUGGCUAUCCUCUGGGACAUUGAGAACUGCCCUGUCCCGAGUGAUGUCCGACCUGAAGAUGUUGCCGGUAAUAUUAGAAUGGCUUUACGUGUUCAUCCUAUAAUUAAAGGUGCUGUUAUGAUGUUUUCAGCAUAUGGGGAUUUUAAUUCCUUCCCUAGGAGACUAAGAGAGGGCUGUCAGAGAACUGGUGUUAAACUCAUUGAUGUUCCUAAUGGUAGAAAGGACGCUGCUGACAAGGCUAUUUUAGUUGACAUGUUUCUUUUUGCCCUUGACAACCCUCCACCUUCUUCCAUCAUGCUUAUAUCUGGGGAUGUUGAUUUUGCUCCAGCACUCCACAUACUUGGUCAACGUGGAUAUAUUGUGAUCCUUGUUAUCCCUUCUGGGGUGGGUGUCUCAUAUGCUUUGAGCAAUGCUGGUAAGUUUGUUUGGGACUGGCCUAGUGUGGCUCGUGGGGAAGGCUUUGUACCCCCUUCAAAGGGUUUAAUGCCCCCUUAUGCAGGACCAGCUGACAUUGCUGGGUAUUUAGUGGGUUGCCAUAUAAACGACAACCUUGAUGGCCAAAAUGAAGACGACGCAGUUGUAUACAGAGGAAUCUCGCAAAGCUAUUACAAUUCAAGAGAUUUCUCUUCAGUUUCACAGUCUUUGUCUGAAUACAACUGUAGUUCUUCAAUAAACAGGCCUUGUUUCCCAACAAAUAUCAGGUCACAGAGUCUCCCUUCUGGUUUUAAUGAAGUUUCAGCUGGUCCUGUUUUUUAUGAUGACCAAUAUCAUUCUACCAUGUGGGUACAGCCUGGGGACAUAAAUGGUCUGAAGGUGCAGCUGGUGAAGUUGCUUGAACUUUCAGGUGGAUGUUUGCCUCUUACCCGUGUUCCUGCUGAGUAUCAGAAGAUCUAUGGACGGCCUCUUUAUGUUUCAGAGUAUGGGGCAUUCAAGCUAGUUAAUCUUUUCAAGAAAAUGAAUGAUGCUUUGACAAUAGAUGGCAAGGGCCAAAAGAAGUUGGUCUGCCUUCGAAAUUGGAAAGCAAGCCCAAGUGCACCUCCUUUAGUUCUGGCAAGGAAGGAUAAGAAAGGAAAGGGGACUCAAGAGGAGAGUUUGGAUGCUAUGACAGGAGGUGGCUCUUCAGAUGAGUUCUCAGAUGAGGAAAGGGUGGUAGUUGAGGAACAGGAGGAGAGUAGGAAUCAAGGCAAGGUUAGCACAAGGACAACAGCUCGAUGUGAAGUUAACCAAAAUCUUGGGCAAUUCAAGUAUGAGUUGCAGGAAAUUCUAGUCAGUUAUUCUUGUCGGAUUUUCCUGGGUUGUUUUGAGGCAAUAUAUCAGCAACGAUACAAGAAACCACUAGACUAUCAAAGGUUUGGUGUGGAUCAGCUGGAGGAGCUUCUUAAUAAGAUGAGUGAUGUUGUUGUGUUGCAUGAAGAACCAGUAAGCAAGAGGAAAUACCUGGCUGCAGUCGGUGGUUAGCAAGAGUAAAGAGCAGCCUAAUCUAGGAUUUUUUUUUCCUCUUGUAUACUGCGGCUCUCUCGUAUUUUCUUUAUUCAUAAAUCUUCCUUUUGUUUCAUAAAUCGUAGGAGAGGCUAGAUCACAUUUGUUGUUUUUAUAAAAUAUGUGUCCUGCAUGGAUUUGAGUAUUAAUUUUGAAAUUUCCAUGUAUGCCUCUGUGCCUCAUCCUUGUAACUAAUCAAACAACUAAUGCUUAGUGUCUUAGCACUUUGGUUUUCUAGCA
Hevea brasiliensis (rubber tree) is the source of this 2240-nucleotide messenger RNA. RefSeq lists its product as uncharacterized. Gene Ontology annotation, molecular function: RNA nuclease activity. NCBI's taxonomy places the organism in Eukaryota, Viridiplantae, Streptophyta, Magnoliopsida, Malpighiales, Euphorbiaceae. Gene Ontology annotation, cellular component: peroxisome. The record is from RefSeq and is a predicted model, not a curated record. Gene Ontology annotation, biological process: regulation of gene expression. The transcript has 2 exons. Bases 384 to 1979 code for a protein of 531 amino acids.